Molecule: messenger RNA, 5103 nt
Organism: Procambarus clarkii (red swamp crayfish)
Lineage: Eukaryota; Metazoa; Arthropoda; Malacostraca; Decapoda; Cambaridae
Source: RefSeq, a predicted model, not a curated record
GUAGCGUGCAGACGUGUCCGCUCUCUCUCUCCCACACAUCCCUAUCAUUCGCUCGCGUUCCCUCUACAAGCACAUCUCUCUCCUCUAGAACUGUGUCUAGCAAAUAUGUGCCCUCUAAUACAUAGUGCUCUACACGAUGUGUAGCUGCAUAUACUCGCGUGUGUUUACAACAUUAUUCUUAAAAAGUUAAAUUUAUUUUCAAAAAGUGUGAUGAAAAAAUAUAUUGUUUGCUUUAUAUCAAAACGAUGAUGAGUUUGGUAGCAACAUAAUGCCAAAAACGUGGCCACACUGUCAAGUGAACGUGGCCACACUGUCAAGUGAACGUGGCCACACUGUCAAGUGAACGUGGCCACACUGUCAAGUGAACGUGGCCUGUCAAAUGAACGUGUACGUCAAGUUUAGUGUUGUGAAGAUUGACUGAAUCAGACCGCUGCCCAUUGUUAGACUGUCAUUCAGGAGGGCCAUCAGAACUCUCCCCAUUACCAGAGUCCCACAAAAGAACCCAUCAGACCUCUGUUUUUUUUUGCCAACAGUCAGACAAACACUUAAAACUUAACGUAAUGGUGGUAAUUGACCCCACAUAUGACCCCACACAUGAUCCAAGAUCAAUACGCACACACCUGAGAUGAUCUGAGUAAUAUUCAGACCAUUACAGUCCCUCAGAGCGACCAUGGAUACCGGAUAUAACCAAUAUUCUCCUAGAAGAAAGAGGAAACCAUCGCCUCAUUCCGGUUCCCCAAGUUCCUGUCCCCCUUCAACGUCCCCUUCGUGGUGGCCCCUGGAGGCCCCGCCACACGCCUGGCUCUACCUGACGGCGUGGCUGGCGGGGGUGUUGGUGUACAUCAACGGCCUCACCGGUGACUUCGUCCACGACGACAUCAGCAGCAUCAAGACCAACCCGGACGUGUUGGGCACCGCCCCGAUCUCCAGCCUCUUCUUCAAUGACUACUGGGGCAGGUCUAUGGCCGACCCUCUCUCUCAUAAGUCUUACCGCCCCGUCACCAUACUCACCUUCAGGUUAAACCACCUUGUGCUUGGACCUGGACCCGUUGGGUUCCACCUGGUGAACGUGGGACUACACUCCUGUGCUUGUCUCCUCCUGACGCGCCUCCUGCUGCGCCUCCUGCACCUGCCGCGGGCCACCGUCCUCUCUGUCAGCCUCAUCUUCGCUACACACCCCGUCCACACUGAGGCGGUGACUGGAUUGGUGGGUCGAGCAGAUAUAUUAGCGACGUUGACCUUCCUGGCUACCAUCCUCGCUUACCACAGAGCAAUUAUGGCGGAUUAUGAGGAGAUCCUCGACGCUGAAGGAGGCGGCGACGAAGGAGAAGGAUCACGUGCCGAAGGAGAAGAAUUAAACGUGAGGAAGGACGACAUCCUCCUGGAAGAGCCUCCUGGAAGGUCCUCCUGGAACGCCAGCAGAAGAGGCGCCCAUGGGAUAGUACCAGAGGGAAUCGGUGUAACGGGAGAAGGGAACACAACCUUUGAUGGAAAGGAGGGAGAUAGAGAGGGUAAAGGAUCGUUGCUGUGGGUAGGACGGACGGGGAUGGUGGCAGGGCUCGGGACACUGUGUAAGGAACACGCCCUCACCGCCCUGCUGGUGUGUGUCGCCUGGGACCUCACACUCCACACCUCACACCUCUCCAGGACCCUUCGGCAGCAGUCGACCAGCCAACACCUUCGGCUUCUCCUGAAGAGGGUCUUCUGGCUGGGUGUGGCGGGAGCCGCCAUCUUGAGUUUCCGGUUGUGGAUGAUGAGAGGAGCUCCACCAGCCUUCACCACACAGGACAACCCGGCCUGCUUCUCCUCCUCUCUCCUCACAAGGGUGUUGACGCUGUGGUACUUGCCGGCGCUCAACGCUUGGCUUCUGUUAUGUCCCUGGACGCUGGCCCACGACUGGCAGAUGGGCUCCAUUCCACUCCUGACAUCCAUCGGGGACCCCAGGAACAUGGUCUCUCUGGCCUUCUACCUCUCCCUCCUCCUUAUAUUAAGGGCUGGAGUUCUGGCCAAGGGGCAUGAGAGUAAAGCGAUGCUGUUGGGGUUGUCGCUGUUAGUGCUGCCCUUCUUACCCGCAACCAAUCUUCUUUUCGCCGUCGGUUUUGUGGUCGCUGAAAGAAUUUUGUACAUCCCCAGCUUGGGGUACGCAGUGCUGGUUGGUUUAGGUCUCUCCAGGCUGGGGCGGCUCCGGGCGCCCUGCCUCGUCCUGCUCCUGUUAGUCUUCUCCUGCAGGACUCUGCAUAGGAACAGAGAUUGGGAGUCCAGAGAGACGCUUUUCCUGGCGGGACUCAGAACUCUUCCACACAACGCCAAGAUGCACUACAACUUCGCCAAUCUACAGAAGGACUUAGGCAACGUUGAACGAGCCAAGUUCCACUACCGGGAGGCCAUCAGACUCUGGCCGGGACACUGGAGCGCCCACAACAACCUGGGCACUCUACUGAACGACACCUCAGAGGCAGAGAACCACUUUCAGAUGGCGUUGAAGGCCCACCCACAACACGCCCACGCCCACUACAACCUGGCCAACCUUAGACAGAAGCAGGGUCGUGUGAGCGAGGCUAUGGCCCUCUUGGAAGAGAGUCUACGUCACGACGCUACAAGCAGGGACGCCGUCUCCGUCCUGGCCGGCCUCUACGUCGACGUCGGACGACCCGACGACGCAGAAAAACUUCAUUUGGCGUUACUAGCUGGUCGUCCUUCCGAUCCUGCCGUCCACAACAACUACGCCGCCUUCCUUCAGAGGAUAGGUCGAGGUGAGGCAGCGCUGAGGCACUACGAGGCGGCACUGGCCCUCGACCCGGACCACAAAGUGGCACUAGUGAACACAGCGAGACUCAUGACUUCUCUCCACCACGAUAACCAGGCUAAGAUGCUCUACAAGAGAGCCCUGGCCGUCGCGUGGGAAGCGGAGGUGGGAGAAAGUCUUGGGAAGCUGUACCUAAACAAUGGUCGACUGGAGGAUGCUGAGGCAACAUUCAUCUCUGUCCUCUCCCGCUACCCUCAGAUGCUGUCCUCCAAGGUGUACCUGGCCCGGGUCAAACUACAACAGAGGAACUACCAUCAGAGCGAGGAACUACUGCGAGAGGUACUUAACCAGGCCCCAGGGCAGCAGGAGGCACUAUUCCAGCUGUCUCUUCUCUACACUCACACUAAUCGUACCCAGGAUGCCCUAGUUCUUGCUCAGCAGGCGGCCCACAACUGCUCAAUACCACCCACGCUCUGCGCACACUUGCUUGCGCAUUAUGGAGACUUGCUCAGUGAUAAACACAACAUUGACGAGGCGGCCCAGAGUUAUCUGCUGGCGGUGGAGUUGGAACCGACUUUAACCCACGCGCAUGUGAACCUCGGAGCCUUGUACCACACUAAGGGUGAUUAUAUCCUGGCGUGGAGACAUUACAUGAUGGCACACGGUCAGGAGCCCCUAAAUACCCUUCUGCUGGAGAACAUGGAAAAACUCCGUCGGCUCCAGCACCUCCAAGCAUCCUCAGGCAUCCCUCACUGCUUCAACAAGUCCUGAUAGGCUUUGUGUUAGCUUCUAGAGCACCUGGAUAUAUUUUGCAUUAAAGAUUUCGUUGCCAAAGGUUUCCAUGAUGGUUUGGUUUUGUGCAAAUGUUGUAGGCCGGUGGCGUGAAUUGCUGUGGGUAAGUAGGUAAGUGGUUCCACUAACAACACACACACACUAGCUAUCUCUGAGUAAAUAGAGCAGUUGGUGCUAAUAAUUGGAUGUCAUGCAUACAGAAAACGAGAACAUAACAGUGUUCUAGCAAUAUACAGACACGUUAAUGUAUUUAAGUUAAUUAAAAGUUAAUGUAUUUAUAUAUUAUAUUGCCACCGUCCCAGAUGGACGUGGCGCUACACUUGGUCUUGUAAGAUCCAAGGAACUUUACCUAAUCUUUCGAUACCAAGAGAUCGCUCUUACGGGAGAUAAAGAGUUGAACAAACCUUAAGCCGAAUUCAUGAAACAUUUAUACAACCACUUAAGGAACCUGUAUAUCAUUCCUCAGUCUUGGUGACUUAGUUUACAUUUAUUAAACGGUGUGUAAACUCUGAAGCACCACGAGGUUGUUUACAACAAUAAUAACCUUGGGUUGUGACGUUUCCAAGUUGGUAAACUGUUUAAAAAGUACAGAUUUGAGUCUCAAUAAUCCAGGAAAGAUGUACAUAUUUCGUAAGUGGAGAGGCAAAUACUUGAUGAAUCCUGACUUGAAUUCCGAAAUUACAAAUUCAAUAUUUUUUUGCUAAUAAUAACCAAAUCAAGAACAAUGUAAAUAAAAAUUACUAUAUUUAAAUAAUACCGGAUAUGCCAAUUAAUUAUAUGUUAACUAUGAGUAUAACCAAAUUUAUAUCGUGUCAUUAUUAAAGUCUAAAAGUGACUUUGAUGCUAAUAUUGGCUUUGAUGUUAAUUGGAAACAGCGUCAAUAUUAAUAUAUGCUCUUUAUUGGCCGGUACAAUGAGGCGUGUCAAUGAGCUGUCUGUCAAAGUUAUUGAAUACUGAGGGUGAUGAUAGUGUGAUAUACUGACACCCUGACCCCAGUGUGUGUGUGUGAUAUACUGACCUCAGAGUGUGGGAUAUACUGACACCCUGACAUCAGAGUGUGUAUAAUAUACGAACUAUAUACUGGAUAUACUGACACUGACACCAGGGGUGUAAUAUACUGACAGCCUGACACCAGAGGAAGUGAUAUACUGACACUAAUACUUGUGAUAUAAGAACGCUUACACUGACACAAAUGUACACGAUAUAUAUACACUGACACAAGAGACUCAGAAGGCUUAUAGAAAACAAGUAGCCAGCAAGCCUAUAGGAUGCGAUUAGCUCAGUAGGCCUAAAAUACAUGAGUAGCUUAGUAGGCCUAUACGACACGAGAUGCCCAGCCUAUCUAUAAGAAUCGAGAGGCCCAACUUCUAAUAUAUAUUAUUGACACAAUGAACACAAUAUUUGAUUUAGAAAAAGAGACUUUAAUAUUAUUUUACCCAAAUAUUGCUUAUGAAAGACUUGACUGCUUCGUCCGUGUAUGAAUGUCAGACUUUAGUCUGUGCUAAUGUGUCGGCUAUUUUCUGACAGAAUGCUAUUUUUAUAGAAAGUCUGAAAUAAAUAUUUUU